Aspergillus brunneoviolaceus CBS 621.78 is the source of this 1602-nucleotide messenger RNA. Its product is annotated as cytochrome P450. Lineage: Eukaryota; Fungi; Ascomycota; Eurotiomycetes; Eurotiales; Aspergillaceae. The coding region runs from base 1 to 1602 and encodes 533 amino acids. The record is from RefSeq and is a predicted model, not a curated record. The transcript has 5 exons. Gene Ontology annotation, molecular function: monooxygenase activity; heme binding; iron ion binding.
AUGACGUUAUGUCUAGCGACUGUCAUUUAUCUCACCGGCAUCGUUAUCUACCGGCUCUAUCUUCACCCCCUUGCCCAGUUUCCCGGCCCAUGGCCGGCAAAAGUGUCUGGCCUCCACGCGCUCUACUACGCCUGGCGCGGCGACCGACACUUGAUGCAGGCUCGGAGUCAUGCACGGUAUGGGGAUUAUGUACGCCUCGGACCCAACUACCUGUCCGUCGCCAGCGACCUCGGGCUGCAGGAAAUCUACGGGACCAGGGCAAACGUGCAGAAGUCGUCGUUCUACCACGCCUUUGUAGCCCAGAAGGGCGCCUGGAGCACAUUUACGAGCAUUGACAGAUCACUGCAUGCACGGAAGAGACGUGUGCUUGCCCCCGCCAUGACGGAGAGGGCAUUGAAGUCGAUGGGGCGGCGUAUCAACCAAUGCAUCGACAUUUUCGUCACACAGCUAGGGCGCAACGCCGAUGCAGAGAGCGGAUGGACGCCUGCGGUCAACAUGUCGGAGCUGGCGGAUCAUGUGGCCUUCGACAUCCUCGGCGACCUGGUCUUUGGGGAGGGCUCCUUUCAGAUGCUCACUAGCUGUGCCAAUCGGUACAUUGUGGACUUGAUUGUGGCGACUUCCUACUGGGCCCUGCUGGUCGGCACCUUUCCCCUACUCCGUGCGUUACCAAUCAUUCCGCUCUGGUUCCCAGAGCUCACGCGCAAACGACAAGCAUAUCUUUUGUUCUGCCAAGAGAAGGCGUGUCAGCGGAUGGCGAAGGUCGGGGCCCCCGGUCCCUCACCCGAGGAGCACAGCGACCUGCUUCUUCAUCUGCUCAGUGGAAGACGACAUAGCGAUACCCACAGCCACCGGUUUCCCGACGACCAAGAACCAGAACCAAGUGCAUCAUCCCCACCGCCCACGGCGGAAAUCUGGGCGGAAUGUCGAACUCUGAUCGUCGCCGGCGCCGACACCGUCGCCACGGCGCUGGCCGCUCUCACCCACUACCUCGUACACAAUGAGGGUGCCUACCACCGACUUGAAGAGGAGAUCCUGACGGCCUGUCCCCGCCUCCGCGAGGUCCGCUUCCCGGGCCCCAGACCGGCCCAGUGCCCGUACCUGGAUGCAUGCAUUGACGAAGCCCUGCGCCUCAGUCCGCCCAUCCCCGGGCCCCUGCCGCGCGAGGUGCUGCGAGGUGGGAUGGCGCUGGGCCGCGGCCGGUUUGUGGUGCCGGCGGGGACGGUGGUGGCGACGGCGGCGUACGCGCUGCAUCGCCAUCCGCGGUACUUUCCGCGGCCGGAGGUGUUCUGGCCGGAGCGGUGGAUGGCGGGGUCGGCGCCGGGGGUGACGCUCGCCACUGUGCGGCGGGCGCGCCAGGCAUUCUGUCCCUUUGGGUUUGGGGCGCGCGGAUGUGUGGGACAGUCGCUGGCGUAUGGAGAGCUGAGGACGCUGGUAGUGCGGAUGCUUGGACGGUAUCGCAUCCGCUUGUGUCGGCAGGUGAGGGUCGGGGAAGGUCCGAGUGCUCGGGAGAUUGGCAUGGGAGGGGAAGAAUACAGAAUGCUCGACCGGUGGACGGCCCAGCGGGACGGCCCAUUCGUGGAGUUUCAGUCUCGACCGCGGUAG